AUUAAUUAUAUAUUAAUAUCAUAAUUAUGAUAUUAAAUAUUGUUUUUUUUAUACGACUGCUUAUUAUACAAGUAAAUUUAUGCAACUAUAUUAAAGGUGUUUUAGCUGGAAUCUGUUUUCAUUUACAUUGGAUAAAAGGCAAAGAAACAUUGGAAAAAUGGCAAACUAAAGUUACGUUGCAAAAUUUAAAUUCUAUGGGUUUUGUAAGUGCUGUACUUUGCAUAGUUGCAAUGAUUUGGUACCUGUUUCUUACAUUUUACUAUAAAAUUUCUAUUCAACCAAUUUCUGAGAGCACUAUCAUACCAGCAGUAUGGUCUAUGAUCUGUGGAAAAUGGAGUAUUACAUUGAUGUAUUAUUCAAAUAAAUAUGGAUUAUUGAUCCAAGAGGAAACAUCACCAUUACUCAUAGACAAUGCUUGAUGAUAUGACAUAAUUAUUGAUAUUUUUACAUAAAAUUAUUUUUAUAAAUUUUUUACAAAUAACAAAUAUAUAGACAAAUAUAUAGAUCAAACUUAUUCAAAUUCUUAUUUGAGAAUAAAAUGUGUUCUCCUUUUUAUUAACUUGCUAAAUAAUAUGAUAAAAAAA
Messenger RNA from Pogonomyrmex barbatus (red harvester ant), 584 nucleotides. RefSeq names its product heme transporter hrg1-A. Gene Ontology annotation, molecular function: heme transmembrane transporter activity; heme binding. Lineage: Eukaryota; Metazoa; Arthropoda; Insecta; Hymenoptera; Formicidae. The record is from RefSeq and is a predicted model, not a curated record. Gene Ontology annotation, biological process: heme transport. Gene Ontology annotation, cellular component: plasma membrane; lysosomal membrane.